AUGUCCGCGAGACAUGCGACCGAUAAUGGUAACUUGAAAAAAGAAGGUUGGACGGGGGUAAUGAAUGGGCUUGAUGACUAUUUAAACUUAAAACUCACUUGCGAUCAAAUCAAGAACCAGAAGAACGCAAUCCGAUCCCUCUUUUUUGACUACAAGUUCCUCUGUGAACAAUCGGGCUUUGGAAAAUUCACUGUCACAGCCGAUCAAGGGACCUGGGACGAGCUCAUUCAAGCUCAUCCAAGACGCAAUUUUGGCAAGCUGAAAGAUAAGCCGUUUCCAAUCUAUGAUCUGGCCGAACGUGUAUUUGUUGGGAAUUUUGCGACUGGCAAGAGUGUCAAUAAACACGUGCCGCCAGACGAAGUUCCUGUUAAGGUCCCCAAUGACUCAAACCCUGAGGCUAAUUUGACCAAUCCAACUCCAACUUCGAAAAAGAGAAAGAGUCAAAAGAAGAAGGAUAUCGUGGUCUCAAGUUCUUCCGACUCUGAUAGCAAUGUUUGA
Molecule: messenger RNA, 498 nt
Organism: Puccinia graminis f. sp. tritici CRL 75-36-700-3
Lineage: Eukaryota; Fungi; Basidiomycota; Pucciniomycetes; Pucciniales; Pucciniaceae
Exons: 1
Coding region: 1-498 (165 amino acids)
Source: RefSeq, a predicted model, not a curated record